GGAGGAUUGAGUUGUAUGGCGGCGUUGUGCUGUGACGCUGUAGUUGACGUGGCCACUACGUAUUCUGCUAAUUUAUCCACUCCGAUUGCGGCAAAGUUGGUGACGAAAAGUACGUUAACUGCAAUACACUUAUUUGUUUGAAUGUCUAAUAAACACUUUAAUAUGCAGUACAAUAAAUGAUGAACAUGGAUGGAAUAAAUAUGGCUAUUACAGAGAUUGGCUUGAUUGUCCUUCUGGAUACCUGUAGUCAACUCUAAUUUGUACUAUUAUUGCCAAGCUGGGAAGAACUUUCAUCUACAUGACCUUUGACGUUAUUACUUUCGAUGUUGGCCAAGAUAACAGAGUAGAGAAUGUCUGAAGUGCCAACCUCACAGACCAGUGAGAUUGAAAACGGCUCGCAGGAGAUAUCUAUUGUGCAUGUGACAAUACCUAACCAACCAGUCCAAGUGCAAUCUGUUAUACAAUCUAGCCAUCAACCAUCAGUGAUACAGACAACUGGCCCAAAUGUUCAGACUAUUCAGGUAGCUACAGUAAAUGAUGAUAUGACAGAUGGUGCUGAAGGAAGAAAGAGGAGAGAGAUAUUAGCUAGAAGACCUUCAUAUCGUAAAAUUUUGAAUGAAUUAUCGUCCGAGUGUCCACCUAUCAAAAUUGAGGAACCUACAAAUCAAGACGGUCAAGAGACCACUGAAGCAGCUUCAAACCUCAGUACAAAUUCCAUACAGUACCAGCCUGCAACAGUAUACAGCCAGAUGGAAGGUUUGCCAUUAGUCCCAUCUGGUGCCAUCCAAAUAACUACACAUCCAGAAGGAACAGUGGCUGGUCAAGGUCUUCAAACGUUAACAAUGACCAAUGCAAAUCCAUCAUCUGGUGCUGGUACAACAUCUGGUACUGCCACUAUUGUACAGUAUGCCCAAGGUCCUGAUGGACAAUUUUUAAUUCCUGUUACAGUUGGUGGCACAAAUGUGCAGGCUUACCAGAUUGCAACAUCUUUGCCUCAAGGUGUUGUUAUGGCAACCACUGGAAGUCCAAUUACCAGUCCUCAACAAUUAUCAGAAGAAGCAGCUCGGAAGCGAGAACUUCGUCUAUUAAAAAACAGAGAGGCAGCUUCAGAAUGUCGACGGAAGAAGAAAGAAUAUGUGAAAUGCCUGGAAAAUCGAGUAUCAGUUCUGGAAAAUCAAAAUAAAACAUUAAUAGAGGAAUUGAAGGCAUUAAAAGAAUUGUAUUGUCAAAAAGAUGGAUAAAUUGGAUUUUGGCGAUUAUGUUCUCCCUAAAUAUGAAGAGGCAACACAGCAGUUUGCUGGUCUCACUCUUCGAACAAUUUGAGUUUUAACUUUUAUUUCAACCACAGUUUACUACAAACAAUUGCAUCUUCAAAUCACUUCAAAAUAAUAAAUACAAAUAAAGUUUUUUGUUUUUUUUUUUGUUUUUGUUCUGCUUUAUUUUCCUAAGUCUAAAUUUUUUUCUUUUCUUUUAUUUUUAAUAGUUUUCUUUGGAAAGUUUUUAUUUGAAUAAUACUGCCCCCACUAAAUAUUUAAAAAAAUCAUAUUUUAGGCUGACAUAUUUUAAAUGACUGUGAAGGGCUGGGUGUGGCAACUUAAUGAAUAUCAUUAUUUUCUCUGUUGUGGAGAUUUUUAAUUUUCUAUAAAUUCAAUGGAAAUUCUUAAAAUAUUUAUUCUCUCAUCAUCUGUUAUUUUUUAUUCCCUUUUGUUGCACACCUUUUUGUUUUCCCCAUCUUUUUGAUUUUUUUAAAAGAAUUUUUGUUUAAUAUUUGAAGAAUGAUAGAAAUUUGUUUUUAAAUUACUUUUUGUUGUAAUUUUGUUUCAUUUUCUUUGAAUAUUAUUAAUAGUCCAAUUCCAAAAGAAAAGAAUGCUCUUAGGUGGAGGGGAAAAUGAGGUAGAGUGGUGAGAACAAAUUUGGGGUAAUAUCAGAAAAAAAAACAACAAAAAAAACAACAAAGAAAAAGGGAAAAAGACUUUUAAUAAAACUGGGAUGUCUUGCUAUGUAAUUUCAUUUGGAACUUAACCAUAACUAUUUUCAACUUUUACAAUUCCAAAUUGAAAGUAUCUCAUUUUGAACUGUGUCAUCAGUUUACAGAUUGUUCCUGAAACUGAUAUGAAAUUACUUGGUGGAAAUUCUGCAGACCUUUUUACUUCAUGCCUUUUGUCUGUUUCUAUAAAAUUGUUUACAUUUUCAAA
Octopus sinensis (East Asian common octopus) is the source of this 2195-nucleotide messenger RNA. RefSeq names its product cAMP-responsive element modulator. Gene Ontology annotation, cellular component: transcription regulator complex; nucleus. Gene Ontology annotation, molecular function: DNA-binding transcription factor activity, RNA polymerase II-specific; RNA polymerase II cis-regulatory region sequence-specific DNA binding; protein binding. Bases 351 to 1241 code for a protein of 296 amino acids. The record is from RefSeq and is a predicted model, not a curated record. Gene Ontology annotation, biological process: regulation of transcription by RNA polymerase II. NCBI's taxonomy places the organism in Eukaryota, Metazoa, Mollusca, Cephalopoda, Octopoda, Octopodidae. The transcript is spliced from 10 exons.